ACUUGUGUGGCUGGAUAAUAGAAUAUAGCAGCCAUGCCGGGUAAAGAUCCUAAUAAGCUGAAGGGAAAGACUUCUUCCUAUGCGUCCUUUGUUGCGACGUGCAGGGCGGAACACAAGAAAAAACACCCAGGAACUUCAGUGAAGUUUUCCGAGUUCUCAAAGAAAUGCUCAGAGAGGUGGAGGACCAUGUCUGCAAAAGAGAAGGGGAAGUUUGAGGACAUGGCCAAGGGUGACAAAGUCCGUUAUGACAAGGACAUGAAGGGUUAUGUGCCCCCUAAGGGAUCUAAGGCAGCAGGAAAGAGAAAGAAGGGCCCCAAUGCCCCCAAAAGGCCACCUUCUACAUUUUUUGUGUUCUGUGCUGAACACCGUGGAAGAAUCAAGGCUAAUAACCCAGGCAUGGGCAUUGGCGACAUUGCCAAGCAGCUGGGUCUGCUGUGGGGCAAGCAGACUCCCAAAGACAAGCAGCCACACGAAGCAAAGGCCGCCAAGCUGAAGGAAAAGUAUGAGAAGGAUGUUGCUGCCUACAAGGCUAAGGGAGGCGCAGGUGGAACUGCUUAGAGUGGCCCUGGCUGGCCAGCUGUUGGCAAGAAGGCAGCGCCCAUGGAUGAUGAUGACGAUGAUGAUGA
Oncorhynchus masou masou (cherry salmon) is the source of this 626-nucleotide messenger RNA. Its product is annotated as high mobility group protein B2-like. NCBI's taxonomy places the organism in Eukaryota, Metazoa, Chordata, Actinopteri, Salmoniformes, Salmonidae. The record is from RefSeq and is a predicted model, not a curated record. The coding region runs from base 34 to 558 and encodes 174 amino acids. Gene Ontology annotation, molecular function: DNA binding, bending. Gene Ontology annotation, biological process: regulation of transcription by RNA polymerase II. The transcript has a single exon.